AUGUCGUAUCGCGAAAGCAAAGGAUCCGAAUCGGACUCUGGAGAUGAGCCGGUAGGCUAUCCAGGAGGCAAAGGACACAUGACGCCAUUACGACAACGGCUGGAGAACCUUACAACCCCAGAAGAACAGCAGGAGCUCCGAGAGCUUGAACAUGACGUUGAAGAAAUUCAACGGGUAAUCAACAAUAGGAAGGACAUCACAAAGGACUUCGAGGACGAAUUCCUAGCGCAUACGGACCUUCCUAGAGGAGAAUCGAUACAAGUUGAUCCAAGGCCAGAGGACGCUGAAGGAUCAGGCAAGGGUAAAGGACGGGAGGAAUGGAAUCCUCUCGGCAUCAAUCCAAGUUCACUAAGGAGUGGCGACUCCAGCGUUACGCCAACAUCCAAGAAGCCCUACGAUGGGUUAGGAUUAUGGAAAGGAGUCAGGAUGACACCUUUAACCAGGACAGCCUCGGAAGGAGGAAGGCCAGUAACGCCACUCAGAGUACCAAUAAGGCCACAGUCGGCCAUGGCACAAACAGGUAGUUUGGGAACUACUGGUCAAAAUCCCAUCAAAGCACGGUACGAUCCAGCUAGUGGACCACCAGUGCAUCCAGGACUGACAUGUCUGGAAUUCCAGUGGCAGGAAUAUCUCAUGGAAAUGAAUCUCUACGCGCUGUAUAAUUCUGCACAACCAGAAUUGGAAAAAGAGGAAUUACAGCUAGGAAAGAUCCGACUGUUCGCAGGAGAUAAGCGAAUGUUUACGUCAUUCCUCCAGGCUGGAGAACGACAUCUCCAAGCAAAUAUCCACAUAUACGACGACGACUAUAGUCAGAUAACGUUCAUCCUAUCCCACUUCGAACCAGGUUCAGCAGCAGCAAAAUGGGUCGAAUCAUGGGAAGCAGCGAUGAUCGCAUCUACAGGAAGAUCGGAUGAUCUAGGACUUUAUCGCGACUUUCGGAUGAUGCUCCAAGAAAAGUAUGGGGGAGUCGCAACCAAGGACCAAGCAUGGCAAACGCUACUCGACAAUCAGUGUAGGCAGAAGAAAGGAAAGGUCGACGAUUACAUCAGGAAUCUCGACAUCCUCUUUCGCUAUGCUGAAAUCGACGACGACUAUACCAAGCUCGUCCAUUUCAAGCGAGGCUUGGAAUCAAAGUUGGCAGAAAAAGUCUUCCUUACUCCUAAUCCUCCAACUACGUAUGAGGAUGCUUGCAACGUGGCAAGACAAGUCAACGACCUGCGAACCGUCCAUAAGGGAAAAAGCAAUAUCUUCGAUUUCAUCACACAUGCGAAUCAGGGUGAUUCAAUGGAUGAAGGAGACUCGAUGGAGAUAGAUGAUCCCAAUGCAAUGGACGUCGACAGGGCACGACGAAUAUGA
Messenger RNA from Laetiporus sulphureus 93-53, 1356 nucleotides. RefSeq lists its product as uncharacterized. Bases 1 to 1356 code for a protein of 451 amino acids. NCBI's taxonomy places the organism in Eukaryota, Fungi, Basidiomycota, Agaricomycetes, Polyporales, Laetiporaceae. The record is from RefSeq and is a predicted model, not a curated record. The transcript has 2 exons.